AUGUCACUGCUGCAGUGUUACCACAAAGGCUGUGGAAAAAAAUAUAAUCCGGACGAGAAUUCCGAUGAAGCCUGCGUUUUUCAUCCUGGUGAACCAGUAUUUCAUGACAUUUACAAGAAAUGGAGCUGUUGCGAGAAAAAAACUACAGAUUUUACCGAAUUUUUGAAUAUUCGGGGCUGUACGACAGGGCAGCAUAGCUGCGAGAAGCCGGUUGAGCCAGCAAAGCCAAAAGUGGCUGAUAAAGAACAGGUGUGCAGCUGUUUUCAGCCAUACGCAGGCCCUCAAUCGAUGGAUGAAAUUUGCCAGCACCACAGCGGUGUUCCGGUCUUUCAUGAGGGCAUGAAAUUCUGGUCUUGCUGCCAAAGGAAGACGUCGGAUUUUGACAAUUUUCUUCAACAGGAAGGUUGCACAAAAGGAAAACACAAUUUCAUAAAACAGAAAUCCUCCACCUGUCGCUACGAUUGGUUCCAGACCGGAAACGAUGUCACCGUUAACAUUUACGCGAAAGCAGUACUGCCUCUCGACAGCUGUAUUUCUGCCAGCAGCGUCUCUCUGAUCGCCAUCGACGUCUCGAAGAGUAUCGUAACGAUGAACGCGUCGAAGGUCGAGAUUAAGAUGAAAAAAGCGGAUCUUAUUUCUUGGCCGAAACUAUUCUACACCGAAUCCCCAGAUAUUUAA
This is a messenger RNA of Soboliphyme baturini, 678 nucleotides long. The record is from the annotation of a GenBank genome assembly. Lineage: Eukaryota; Metazoa; Nematoda; Enoplea; Dioctophymatida; Soboliphymatidae.